This is a messenger RNA of Gymnodraco acuticeps, 3049 nucleotides long. RefSeq lists its product as uncharacterized. Gene Ontology annotation, molecular function: acrosin binding. Gene Ontology annotation, cellular component: extracellular matrix. The transcript is spliced from 8 exons. The coding region runs from base 288 to 2951 and encodes 887 amino acids. Lineage: Eukaryota; Metazoa; Chordata; Actinopteri; Perciformes; Bathydraconidae. The record is from RefSeq and is a predicted model, not a curated record. Gene Ontology annotation, biological process: binding of sperm to zona pellucida; positive regulation of acrosome reaction; egg coat formation.
CGUUUUCACUGCACAACAAACGUUAAAUACAUUUCACCUAUUUCUCUUUAAUUUAUCAUCUUUCUAAAAUAAAACUCACUCUACAGUCGUUAGACACGUUUUUAAGUCACGAAUAAACAUUGAAACUUCCACUAGUUGCUUUUGACUGAAACACCCAAAUGAAGCUGAACCUCGCGUGCUGGCUGCUGAUUUAUACUCGCGCCUAAUUACCUCCAGCCGUGGCUGAGCGUCUCGUGCAGAUUGAAAGGGAAGGGAAAGGUAGAAGGACAGCACAGCAGUCUGUUGCGAUGAAAACAAAGUGGUGUAUAAUGUGGAGUGUUUUAUCACUUGGCAUCCUCAGCUACGCACAGGGCACUUCUGAAUCUCCAUUCACCAGAAGGAAAACGCAUUUUAAACAACAACAAUCCAAAUCAGUCAAACAUUUAACGACAGACGACAGAAAACUCUCCCACCGGUUACCUGCCAUCCCUUCCCCAUUGUCUGUACUCACUUCCGCGUUUAUGCGUCCAGAGGAAAAGCUCCAGUCGGACUUUGCUUACCUGCAAGACGUUUCUGUCACCUGCUCCACGGCUGACUUUGUCUUGCGGGUCAAACCAGUUUUCUACGGCCAUGGUGCCAAUGCAGAGGAGCUGAGACUAGGCAGCGGCUGCAAAAGCAACGGGGUUCUCAGACCCUACGGUGACCUGCUCUUCACGUACCCUCUGACGGCGUGUGGAGCCGUGCGGGAGUCGCCCCCCGGUUAUCUCCUCUACAAAUUCACACUCCAUUAUGAGCCUUCGCCAAAACGUUUCCCAACCAGAGCGCAGCGGAUCGAUGUGGACAUUGAAUGCCGUUAUCAAAGGAACCACCAUGUGCACAAGCUGACAGUGCAGCCCACCUGGGAGACUCCUGUUCUGCGUAAAAAACUGAAGGGAAAUGCAAAUGACUUCCAGAUGGAGUUGAUGGAUGAUUUGUGGAGCACACCUGCCCAGUCACGGGUGUACCAGCUUGGAAAGACGGUUAAUUUCCAGAUCUCUGCACCUCAUCUCUCAACUGGUUCAAAACUGUACAUCAAUAGCUGCUAUGCUUCACCAUCCAGUGACUCUAAAUCAUCCCUCAAAUACAGCAUCAUUGGCAAUUUUGGCUGUAUGCUGGACAGUAAGAGCGACCCAGGGGCGUCUCGGUUCGUCUCUCGGACAGACAAGACCCUGAGAUUCUCCAUCCAGGCCUUCCAGUUCACUGCAGACCCUGACUCGGAGGUUAAUAUUCACUGCAAGUUAUUAGUCUCAUCUGAAGACCCGGGUCCUGCUCACAAAUCAUGCACCUACAAAAAGGACAGGUGGAAGGCCCUCUCUGGUGACAAGACCAUAUGUGACUGCUGUGAUUCACAGUGUGUGCCCUCUAAACUCCAGAGGGCCAUGAUGGAAGGUUUUUCCAGCAGUGGGUCUUUGCUGGUCUCUGAUCAGCCGUACACGACAGAAGAUGACCUUCUACCAGUCGGCAUUAGCGGAGUCGGCCAUGUCACGAUGCAUGACACCGAUAAGCUGCAAGAGACCCCGCUGGAAAGUGAUGAUGUAGUGACUUAUGAUGAUUACAACGAAGAGCUAGACUACGCAUAUGAAGAAGAGGAGGAGGAAGAGGGGUUUGAAGAGGAUGAAGAAGGAAGUGGGUUUAUCCUUGGAGUGAUACCUGAACCUCAUUCAGAGGAGUUAGGAUUUAGGGACAGGGUUUCAGUUGAGUCUAAGGUGAAGGAUUCACAUCAGUUAAAAGAGGAUGGGUCAGGGUUUGUAGGGCGAGAAGAGAGUGAAGAGCAGGAGGAAUUUAAAGGAGGAGAAGAUGAGACCCAUUGGAAUCAGGAGGAGGCUGAAGUCUUACGUCAUUGGGAGCAGUUGGAUGAAAUCUUCACAUCACAAGUCGUCCCACAGAGAGAAUCACACCUGCCGGCCUCUGAAAGUGAGGAAGAGGAGAGGAAGCAUACAGGUGGAGGUGAAGAGCAUGAGAGGAAGCAUACAGGUGGAGGUGAAGAGCAUGAGAGGAAGCAUACAGGUGGAGGUGAAGAGCAUGAGAGGAUGGAGGAGAGGAAGCAUAUAGGUGGAGUUGAAGAGCAUGAGAGGAUGACGGAGGAGAGGAAGCAUACAGGUGGAGUUGAAGAGCAUGAGAGGAUGGAGGAGGAGAGGAAGCAUACAGGUGGAGGUGAAGAGCAUGAGAGGAUGACGGAGGAGAGGAAGCAUACAGGUGGAGUUGAAGAGCAUGAGAGGAUGGAGGAGGAGAGGAAGCAUACAGGUGGAGGUGAAGAGCAUGAGAGGAUGACGGAGGAGAGGAAGCAUACAGGUGGAGGUGAAGAGCAUGAGAGGAUGAUGGAGGAGAGGAAGCAUAUAGGUGGAGGUGAAGAGCAUGAGAGGAUGAUGGAGGAGAGGAAGCAUACAGGUGGAGGUGAAGAGCAUGAGAGGAAGCAUACAGGUGGAGGUGAAGAGCAUGAGAGGAUGGAGGAGAGGAAGCAUAUAGGUGGAGUUGAAGAGCAUGAGAGGAAGCAUACAGGUGGAGGUGAAGAGCAUGAGAGGAUGACGGAGGAGAGGAAGCAUACAGGUGGAGUUGAAGAGCAUGAGAGGAUGGAGGAGGAGAGGAAGCAUACAGGUGGAGGUGAAGAGCAUGAGAGGAUGACGGAGGAGAGGAAGCAUACAGGUGGAGGUGAAGAGCAUGAGAGGAUGACGGAGGAGAGGAAGCAUAUAGGUGGAGUUGAAGAGCAUGAGAGGAUGGAGGAGGAGAGGAAGCAUACAGGUGGAGGUGAAGAGCAUGAGAGGAUGGAGGAGGAGAGGAAGCAUACAGGUGGAGUUGAAGAGCAUGAGAGGAUGGAGGAGGAGAGGAAGCAUACAGGUGAAGAGCAUGAGAGGAUGACUGAGUGGGAGGAUGACGACAGUCUAGAAGAUUUCGUAGAUGAUGGAGAGAGUACCUGGUAUUUCCCAUGGAGGUAGCGUUGGGUCAAUGGAUCGAUCAGUAUUCUGCUCAAAGACCCUAACCCCCAUGAUAGUAGGAUAUUCUGAUUUAUUUCAAUAAAAAACAUGAAAAUGCA